Chiloscyllium plagiosum (whitespotted bambooshark) is the source of this 3066-nucleotide messenger RNA. Its product is annotated as cholesterol side-chain cleavage enzyme, mitochondrial-like. Lineage: Eukaryota; Metazoa; Chordata; Chondrichthyes; Orectolobiformes; Hemiscylliidae. The record is from RefSeq and is a predicted model, not a curated record. Gene Ontology annotation, cellular component: mitochondrial inner membrane. Gene Ontology annotation, biological process: glucocorticoid biosynthetic process; cellular response to peptide hormone stimulus; cholesterol metabolic process. Gene Ontology annotation, molecular function: oxidoreductase activity, acting on paired donors, with incorporation or reduction of molecular oxygen; iron ion binding; monooxygenase activity.
UUCGAAUCAAUGUUAUAAUGAUCAGGGGAAGAUUCAGAUUCUCUGUAUCUGGCAGCAUUUAUGACCACAAGAUUUCCUCUGCCUUUGUAGAGAAUGGCAGUCAGCUUCACAUCCACAGGAAUCAUUCAGGACCUAGUGAACCGUAUACAUCUUCUGACCAAACACUCAAAUCCUACAAUGCGUUACCCGGGGAAUGGAGGAGCAACUGGGGAAAAGAUUGGUUACAACAAUACUGUAAACAUUAUUAACCCAGAGGAUGCUGCAAUCUUGUUUAAAUCUGAAGGCAUGUUUCCAGAGAGAAUGAAGGUGAAGCCAUGGAUGGCUUACAGAGACCAUAGAAAAGAAAAAUAUGGUGUCCUAUUGAAAAGUGGGGAAGAAUGGAGAAGAGAUCGAUUAGUUUUGAAUAAAGCAGUGAUGUCACCCCAAAUUAUCCAAAAGUUUGUGCCACUUCUCAAUGAAGUGGUGUUGGAUUUUGUGUCCACAGUUCACAAACAGAUUGCGAACAGUGGGAGAGAAACUUGGACAGCCGAUCUCUCAAAUGAUCUCUUCAAAUUCGCACUUGAAUCUGUUUGCCAUAUAUUGUAUGGAGAACGUCUGGGCUUGCUGCAAUGUCUCCAUAACCCUGCAUCACAAAAGUUCAUCGAUUCAGUUACGUUGAUGUUCAAAUCCACAACUCCAAUGCUUUAUAUUCCACCUGGGCUUCUGAAGUCAAUUAAAUCGAAGAUCUGGCAAGAUCACGUUGCUGCUUGGGAUACCAUUUUUUCACAUGCUGAUACCUGUAUACAAAGAACAUAUAAGCAGUUCCACCUGGGAUCCAAAAAUGACAAAGAAUAUUCCGGAGUUCUAGCAGAUCUGCUGCUGCAAGACAUGCUGCCCCUAGAUGACAUCAAAGCAAGCAUUACAGAGCUUAUGGCAGGUGGAGUUGACACAACUUCCAUGACUCUCUUAUGGACUAUGUAUGAGCUUGCCAAAUACCCCAACGUGCAGGAAAAUUUACGCAGUGAAAUUAUAGAAGCCAAUCAGAAAACACAAGGAGAUCCAUUACAAAUGUUAAAAUCAGUGCCAUUACUCAAAGCUGCACUCAAGGAAACAUUGAGACUUCAUCCAGUAGCUGUAUCAUUACAGCGCUACACAAAUGAAGACAUCAUAUUGCAAAAUUACCACAUACCUGUUGGGACCUUAGUGCAGGUGGGAUUGUAUGCAAUGGGAAGAAACUCAGAGAUAUUUCACAAGCCAGAAAGGUACAACCCAGAAAGGUGGCUGAGCCAGGAAUGUACCUACUUCAGAAGCCUUGGCUUUGGAUUUGGAUCCCGGCAGUGCAUUGGGCGUAGAAUCGCAGAGACAGAAAUGCUGCUGUUUCUAAUUCACAUGCUGCAGAACUUCAAAAUUGAAACAAGUCGGUUGGUUGAAGUGAGAACAACCUUUGACCUUAUCUUAAUUCCGGAGAGCCCCAUCAUGUUAGAUUUAAAGCCUGUUAAGUGAAGAAAAAAGGAUGCGUUUGUGGAGGAUACAAUAUAUGUUUGUUUCAUCUUUUCAUUGGAAAUUAAUUAAUGAGUAAUCAGAAGAAGUAUACAAGUUCAGUGAUCAGUUAGCUGAUGAACAAUUUAUUUACCUAUUACUUGGAUUUUUUUUCCAUGUAACUGUGAUAUUAAUAUUAAGGCAUUCAAAAGACGCAGUGGCCAAUUUUCAUGAAUGAUGGGGAGAAGUAAGGGUAACCAGUUCAAACAGCAAGGGAAAAAUUGCAUCAUUGAAGAGAAAUGUAUUGCUUUUCAUAUCAUAUCAUGUACAUCUAAAAUGUUGCUUGGACAUAUGGAGCAAAUUAUUUCUUUUUUCUUUAUGUAAUUGAUUGUAAAGUCCUUUCUUCAAAGUUUGUUCGUGAUUUUAUAAUGCUAAGUACGCAAAGAACACCUUACCCUACUUGGAGAUGAAGAAUGAACAGAACUCCAAAUCAAUCAGAAAGGUGAUAAACAAUUUCAUAUAUUGGAAAUCUUUGUACUUUUGAUUUUUUUCAGGAUCAUGUUGCGGUAUUAUUCCUGUUUCUAUAUUCACUUGAAAAACAGGCACUCUGUCAAAGAUUUUUAUAUUGUACCCAUCAGGACAGAAUCGCAAGAAUAUCAAAUCUCAAAGAGAACAACAAUUGAUACUGCAUAAGAACUAUAUGAGAACCAAUCAGCACCUUUUUAUGCAGCACAGAUUAUUCCUCACUUUGUGAUCUGGUUUUCUUGCAAUGAAUGCAAGUCUUCCAUUUUCAACAUUACAAAAAAUAUCUUGCAAAUAGUAACAUAAACAGAAUGUAAACAAUGCAUUAUGAGAGUGAUAUUUCAUGUUCAGUUCCAUCUGAUGCGAUAGAGUUGCCCACCUUCAAUUUAGAAUUUUAAAAAAUGAUCAGCCAAGUUUUUUUAAAGGUUAGUGAUGAAAAUUCAAUAGUAAGCAAAAAGAGAAUUUUCUAUUUUGCAUUUUAUAUUGUGUUUUAAAAAUGUCAAUAAAAAUUGACUUUUAUUUUGCAUUGUUUGGGAACUGGGACAGUUGUGGAAUCGUACAAGUGGUAAAAGUACCUUCUUAAUAUAUUUCUCACACUGCAAACCUCCAUUGGCUCUUUGUUUGGCAAAUUAACUAGCCUUACAAGUGAAUUUGCUUUUAAAAUAAUCAAAGACAUUAAAUAUGCAAUAAUAGUCAUUGUCUGCUAUUACCAAAGAAAAUUUCUAGCCUCUCUGGCUAUUUAGUUUGAUCAGGGGAUUUUUUGUUAUUAUCAUAGUUUUCAUGUAGGGCCUUUUAAAAUCACACUAUAUAAACAUUUCCUUAGUUUUGUAUCACUGAUGUGUUUAUGCUUUGUUUGUAUUUUUAUCAUGAUAGGAAGUGAUUAUUAUUUGCAUUAAUAAACUUUUGCAAAUACCCUUGAUUAGGAAAAAACCCAAUGAUCUGAACUGUCUUUAACUUACAAAAUGGCUGUUAUCACCUCAGCAGAAUAUGCUCAGAAUUUUUUUCCACAUCAUUCUUUGCACAUACGUUUAAAGAUAAAUUGACCAAUAGUACAUAUAACAGAUUUUUGAAAUAUUAUUUGCUAAC